Molecule: messenger RNA, 2073 nt
Organism: Dermacentor albipictus
Lineage: Eukaryota; Metazoa; Arthropoda; Arachnida; Ixodida; Ixodidae
Source: RefSeq, a predicted model, not a curated record
AUGAGCUUCCAAGGAGCGGUGGUUGCGGCUAACAGCGGCCGCGGUGACAGGAUCGACGGAAUGGAUACCGAGGGAUACGAAGUGGUUUUGCCUACUCUGCCAUCAGGUCGUAGUGUUUUGAAUACUUUAUUUUUGCACGCGGAUGUCCGGUCGAGGCCUUACCGAGUCGAACAUUUCCGGGACACGUUGGUGCGUCUUGGUUUGCUCCCCGAAGUGGUAGCGCUGGGGGCAUAUCAGAUGAGCCACGUAUGGGCUGUGACUUUCAAGAGCACGGAAGGGAUAAAGAAAGCUUUGGCAUGCGGCGAAAUGAAGGUGAAGGGCCAACGUUGUUUGGUUAUUGAUCCGGCUAACCAGGAUGUGCGUCUGAAGCUUCACUGGCUUCUUUUCAAUGUGGCUGACGAUGAUGUGCGUGUAGCGCUUGCUCCGUUCGGAAAGGUGACCGAGGUCUCGAAGGAAAAGUGGAGAGUUCAAGGUAUCCAAGACAAGGGGUCGACGACACGCCUCGUGCGCCUCAAGCUCCAUAACGGCAUUAAGGUUGAUGACCUUCCACACCAGCUUCGCGUAGCCGGUGACAUGGCCCUUCUAGUCGCUCCCGGUAGAGCGCCACUGUGCCUGCGGUGUCACAGUAAGGGCCAUAUCAGACGAGAAUGCCGAGUUCCUCGCUGCACGCACUGCCGUCGUUUUGGACACGAAGAAUCUCAGUGCGUGAAGACGUACGCAAGUGUUGCGGGGCCGGUUGGUAGAGAAGACACUGCGGAACUCGUCAUGGACGAGGCUGACGCUGAAGAAGCCGCAAGCGAAGCAACGUCGAAGCUCGAGGAACUUGAUGCGGCAACGUUAACCCCGCCCGACAUGCCCCAAGACGCGAGUGUUAACAAGGAAAGCCCAAAGCUGACCGACGCAGCUGGCGACGCCACCGGCGUCGUGAAAGCGCAGGAUGCCUCAACGCCGUCGAAAUCACCUGAGGAGCCAGCAGUCAUGGAAGUAAGCGAGGGAACAAGCGGAGCCUCAGUCUCCAAGCGCGGCCACGACGCUACGCUGGACGAGCAUGAGGCCCUGGCUGCAAGGAUCUCGGAAGGACCACCGCCAAAGGCGGCGAGCAUUCGGCGGUCAACGCUGAGGGCGCGUCCGAACAUACCUCCGGACCGGAGGGCGGCGGAGACGCCGCCGACGUAGCCGCGAGAGCGUGUGCUUCGCGGCGUCUCUUCUAGUCUACGCAGCGACCAAGCCAAACUCAAGGGACGAUGGAAUGCCGUGACAGGGACAUCAACUGUGCCUUCCUAAGGCUGCCAUGGCAGCUGCGGAAGGUUUGUGCAAAAGGCGAAAGCAGCUUUGGCCACAGAUGCAUGAGGUGGGUACCAUGCGGUUCGUUUGUCCUUCAAAAAACAUAAUAAUGGCUCAAAACACUGCACUUCGUUUUGCUACUAUAAAUGUCCGCGGUCUUUGUGCCAAAAAGCGGCAAUACCAGCUUAGCCGGCUUUUUUUAGAAACAGAUGUUGAUAUAGCAGCGGUGCAGGAGACAAAGAUAGAAACUGAGGAACAAACGGAUCGCAUGGUGCUGCAGUUUCGCAAUAGAUACAAUGUUUGUGUAUCACAUGCUGUUGGGACUUCCGCGGGGUGCGCUAUCUUCAUUAGAAACAACCUGGGAAUUAGAGAAGAAGGGGUCUUUUCUUGUGAAAGUGGAAGACUGGUUUUUGUGGAUUUUUCCUUUCUGAAUGUAGGUUGGCGCGUGAUAUGUGUCUACGCCCCAAACACUGAAAGUGAGCGUGUGCCUUUCUUUGAAACAGUAAAUCAGCAUUUACAGUGUGACAGGAAAGUCGUAUUGCUAGGAGAUUUUAAUUGUGUAUGUUACGCGGCCGAUCGAGUGAAAAACCUCCCAGUGCGUGACAAAAGUGCUUUACUUUUAAACACACUAGUUCAAGAAUCUAAUCUGGAUGACGUCGGUAAUUUCCUGUGUACUACCGGCACGCCUGCAUUCACACAUUUUCAAGGGCAAAGUCACGCAAGGCUAGAUAGAGGGUAUGUCGCACUGGAGCUUGUUCCGAUGUGUGGCAGCUAUAGUGUGAAACACGU